AUGGGCUGGAAAGAUGUGGUACGUGUUUUCAAACGGCUGAAUAAUGUUUUUGAAAAGUAUGAAAAGUUGCCCUCGUUUAUAUUGAAACCAAAACAAGUUCAAUGUUUCGAGUAUUUAGGAGAAGGACACCACGCUAUAGCUGUUUUGCCUACAGGGUUUGAUCAGCUGGUAUAUUUAACUAAAGUAGGCAUUGAAUGUGGUUUCUUACAACUCGAAGACCAAGCUAAUAGUCAGAAGUACGAACCCUUGUUUGAAGAAGAUUUGAAUGAUGCAUCAAAUUCUACUUUCAAAAUUUCAAAAAGCAUUGUUGCAGGCAAUUGUAAAAUUUUAUUUGCACAUCCAGAGUCCCUGUUAUCAGAUCAGGGAAGGAAAAUAUUAAGAUCAAAAAUUGAGGAAAAUGUUGUGGCUUGUGUUAUAGGCAAGGCGCAUUGUGUGGAAUUAUGGGGUGGAGAAUUUCGUACAGAAUUUCAAUACUUAUCAGUUUUCCAAGCAUUCUUCCCUCACAGUAUCAUGUUAGCUUUGACUGCAACUGCUUCACCCACAAAAUUACGUAAUUUUAAAAAAGCUUUGAAAAUACCAACGGAUGAUUAUUUGAGAGGAAUUUAA
This is a messenger RNA of Hydractinia symbiolongicarpus, 606 nucleotides long. RefSeq lists its product as uncharacterized. Gene Ontology annotation, cellular component: chromosome; cytoplasm; nucleus. NCBI's taxonomy places the organism in Eukaryota, Metazoa, Cnidaria, Hydrozoa, Anthoathecata, Hydractiniidae. The record is from RefSeq and is a predicted model, not a curated record. Gene Ontology annotation, molecular function: four-way junction helicase activity; 3'-5' DNA helicase activity. Gene Ontology annotation, biological process: double-strand break repair via homologous recombination. The transcript has 4 exons. The coding region runs from base 1 to 606 and encodes 201 amino acids.